Ruditapes philippinarum (Manila clam) is the source of this 3391-nucleotide messenger RNA. RefSeq lists its product as uncharacterized. NCBI's taxonomy places the organism in Eukaryota, Metazoa, Mollusca, Bivalvia, Venerida, Veneridae. Gene Ontology annotation, cellular component: nucleus. The record is from RefSeq and is a predicted model, not a curated record. The transcript is spliced from 27 exons. The coding region runs from base 112 to 3387 and encodes 1091 amino acids. Gene Ontology annotation, molecular function: protein binding.
UUAUGACAAUAUGUUGCAUUAACAGAUGUUUGAUCUUAAGUUAAAACAUUAGAUAUAAACCUAAUGUUGGGGCACAUAGUGAUUUUAUUACAGCACAAAUAAACAAGAAAAAUGCAGAUUUUCGUAUUAUUUUGGAUUGUUAAUACUUUUCUUUAUCAUGUAGCUAAGUGUCAGUCAAAUAUUAAAGGUAUAGAUAUAGGGUAUAACUGUAUACAUGAUAGUCAGUGUACGACAGGUAAUGGAGGAGAAUACUCAAAAUGCAACAAAGAUCUCAACAUUUGUAUAUGUACAAUUAACCACCUAGGCGAGGACAAGUGUCUUAAAGACAGUAAUCAAUUUUAUGGCGUCUGUAGACGAAAAACGUUUUAUACGGAAACACAGGUGUGUACUCUGGAAUGCUCACCAAAAGGUACACGUAGGUUGAGAAAGGGUCAUGAUUGGUACGGUGAAAUUUUACACCCGUUUGCAUCUUUUAAAGUGGAUAAAACGACAAGUGCUUGUUAUGAUCCAAAGCGAGCAUUUAACACUGUUCCAAGCGGAUUCGAGAUAAAACAAUCAAGUUUGCCAGGGAUUGGUUUAGGUGUAUUCACGACAUCCUACAUUGAACAAGACGCAGUGUUUGGUCCAUAUAAAGGCACGUUUGAUACUGAUGAUACUGACGAGGAUCUUGAUUAUGCUUGGACGAUUUCUCCGCGUGAAGAUGAAGGGCGUAAACAGCUCAUAUAUGUAGAUGCCAUCGACAUUGCUUUAUCUAACUGGUUGAGAUAUGUUAACACCCCAAUAAACGCGGAAAUGGAAAAUGUGGCUGCAGUACAAUAUAAAGGGGAAAUGUACUAUAAAACAAUUAAGUCAAUAGCACCUGGAACUGAAAUGUUUGUUUGGUAUGGAGAAAGUUAUGCCAGGUAUUUAGGACUCAAGCCGUUUAAACACCCUCGAUAUAAUCACGGAGAAGCUGGUUAUGCAGGUGGCAAUUGCGACUAUGAAGAUGAAAGAAAGCCAUGUUUACAUGAUAAGAACACUAUUUGUGCAGAGCAAUAUUGCUUCUGCAUGCGUGGAUCUCAUUACAGAGCUGGAAUGUGCUAUUUAGAAGGAACAUUGGGAGGGCGGUGUAAUGGAUUUGAUGGAGAAACAUGUACACGAGACAAAAACGCUGUUUGUCAGAGAGGUCUUUGUGUUUGUAAAAAUAACACACUACCUGUAAAUGGAGUAUGUAGACAAGAUGAAACAUUGGGUGGUCGAUGUGCAGGAAGCAAUGGUGAGACAUGUGGUAUAGAUAACAAUGCGGAGUGUGUUAAUGGUUUGUGUAGAUGUAUGUAUGGUACUACUGUUAUAGAUGGAGUUUGUGUCAUGGAUGAAACAUAUAGAGGGAGAUGUAUAGGAAAAGAUGGGGAGCCAUGUGUGAAAGACCCAACUGCUGUUUGUUGGAAUAAAGUCUGUAAAUGUAUUGAAUUUUAUAGUGAUGUAAAUGGAAAAUGUACACGGGAUGGAUAUUUUGGAGGACAAUGUGUAGAGAAAACAUGCCUUGGAAAGAACGUGGUAUGCGAUAAAGUCACGAACACUUGCACGUGUAAAACACAUUAUCAACAAAAAGAUGGAAAAUGCGUUAAAUCUAAAACUAUCUGUUCAUCAGAGACUAUAGAGAAAUAUGAUUAUCAUGUACGUGAUACUUGUUUAUAUGUUGGGUUAGAUACGGAUGAGAUAGUCAUGGUUCUAGGAGCGUUUACGAGCGUUUGGCUCUAUGUGUUGCUAUUAAAGAAUUAUGCCGCGGCAAGUUGUAUAGGUGGAGAAACAGGUUAUGAGUGUUAUAGUGAUGUAUAUAACCAAGGUAUAGAUAUCGGAUACAGUUGUACUCAUGAUGUUCAAUGUACGGCAGGAAAUGGAGGAGAAUACUCAAAGUGCAACAAAGAUCUGAACAUUUGUAUAUGUACAAUAACUCAUCUAGGCGAGGACAAAUGCAUGCCCGACAGUGAUAAAUAUUUUGGUGUAUGUAGGAAACCCCUGCGACAUAUAAAGCCGGGUUUCUGCACUUUAGAAUGUUCACCUAAAGGGACCACAAAGUGGCAAGCGACACAAGAUUGGUAUGGGUUUACCUACGAGCCAUUCGCAGCAUUCAUUCAUGAUAAAAAGACAUCAGUUUGUUAUGAUCCACUCAGAGCUGUUAACAGCGCUCCGGAUGAAAUCGAGAUAAAGCCGUCAACGAUUCCAAAUGCAGGUUUUGGGGCGUUUGCAAAGAUGUUUAUAGAACAAGACACAGUAUUUGCACCUUACAAAGGUACAUUUGAACCAGAAAGUGAUGUUGCAGGCCAGUCAGGUUAUAGUUGGAAGAUAGAUACGCGGACAGGUGAGGGCCGAGCUAAUACUAUAUGGAUAGACGCCAAGGAUGUAACAUUGUCCAACUGGUUAAGAUAUGUUAACACUCCAACAUCCGCCGAGUCGGAGAAUGUUUUCGCAUUUCAAUAUAAAGGUGAAAUGUACUACCAGGCAUUCAAGUCGAUACAACCUGGCACGGAAUUACUUGUUUGGUAUGGCGACUCAUACGGUGAAUUCUUGGAAAUUGAACGCUUUAAUCCGCCAAAAUAUUACAGCGCACAAUCGGGAUAUGCGGGUGGCCCGUGUCAUGAGGAUGAAGAAGGUCUUUCAUGUUUUCAUGAUGAUCAUGCAGUUUGUGCAGACAAGACAUGUUUUUGUAUGGCUGGUACUCAUAUAAGAGCGGGAAAAUGUAUACCAGACGAGACAUUGGGUGGCGUUUGUUCAGGAUUAGAUGGGGAAACGUGUAGAUAUGAUAUAAAUGCUGAAUGUCGUGGAGGUGUAUGUGUUUGUCGCAAUAAUUCUAGUCCUGCUAAUGGAGCAUGUAGGCAAGAUGAAUCAUUUGGAGGACGGUGUCGAGGUAAAGAUGGACAGACUUGUAUGAGGGAUGAUAAUGCAGAAUGUGUGCAUGGUUUAUGUAGAUGUAAAUAUGGUACAACUGCUAUAGGGAAAACAUGCCUAAAAGAUGAAACAUACGGAGGUAGAUGUUCAGGUGCAGAUGGUGACGACUGUGAACAAGACAGCCUGGCCAAAUGUUUGAAUACUAGAUGUGUGUGCAAGGUCAAUUCAACACUUAUAAAUGGAAAAUGUACUUUAGAUGAGAAGGUUGGUGGGAGAUGUAGAGGUGGUGAAGGCAGUCAAUGUAUGUUAGAAAUUAACGGGGUGUGUAAAGAUGGACUCUGUAGUUGUAAAGCCGACUCAACAUAUAUAAAUGGAACCUGUCGUUCAGAUGGUGCAUUGGAAGGAAUAUGUAUAAACGGUAGUUGUCGUGGAAACAAUGUAAAAUGUGACACAAUAACAAACAUAUGUGGGUGUAAAUCUACUCACUUUAUAAACGCCGGGAAAUGUGUGAAAAAAUAAACAG